This is a messenger RNA of Branchiostoma belcheri (Belcher's lancelet), 1171 nucleotides long. RefSeq names its product calmodulin-like protein 9. The record is from RefSeq and is a predicted model, not a curated record. The transcript has 4 exons. NCBI's taxonomy places the organism in Eukaryota, Metazoa, Chordata, Leptocardii, Amphioxiformes, Branchiostomatidae. The coding region runs from base 80 to 511 and encodes 143 amino acids. Gene Ontology annotation, molecular function: calcium ion binding.
CCAAGUCAUUUUCAGAUUUGCUCAGGCUAGCGCAGUUGAAAGAUCGUCAAAAGAACUACUAGUACUCCGCGAGUGCAUCAUGGACUUUGAGAAAAACUUUGCUGAGUUGGACAAGAGCGGUGACGGCACAAUCGACUCUUCUGAGCUCAAGACCUUCUUAGAGCUGAGCGGCCUGAAUCCAAAUGUCUCGGAUCAGUUUGUGGAGCGUAUAAAAACGAAGUGUGACGUCAAUUCUGAUGGGAAACUGACAAAAGUCGAGGCAGAAAAAAUCUCUCAGGUCUGCCAGGAGAUCAAAGGCCUGGUAGAGCUGUUUAAGGAGUAUGACAAGGACGGCAGUAUGACCAUGUCCUACAAGGAGAUGCGGAAGAAGGCCGGCUCCUUUCUCCGUGAACAAGGCGACAAGUAUGGCGGGGGGAAGGUCAGGGACCUGCUGGACCACUGGGACGGCGACAAAGACAAGGAGAUGACCUUGGGCGAAUUCCUGGAAAUCAUUUUUGGUGAAAGGUUCUAAUUAUGAACCCUUGUCAGAUAAAUGCCAUGUUAGGUACUGGUUCCAUUUAAAGUCUGAUGUUAAGGCAACUAUUACUAUUACAUCGAAGUAGUGUAGUACUUAACUUCUGCUUACUAUAGGCAACCAUUCACAGACAUAACUGUCAGAUUUAUCUAGAACAUAGCGUAGUAACUAAAAUAACAUAUGCAGGGCUCACUCCAAAAAAAAAUGAUUAUUUCACAGCUAAUAUUCAUUGUCCAACGUAUAGUUUAAAGCAACAGAUAUCAGACUUACCUGGCAUAUAUCACCAUUGAUAAAUCCCACUUUUCAUUUAGUGCAAGAACCUCAGGAACCAAGCAUGUCAGAAACUUGCAGAAUGGGCUUUAUAACUGCCAUUUUAUUGAAACUACUAUAACUGUAAAACAACACUUUUGUAAUUGUAGUAUAUACUGGGUAACCAUGUAGACGAUUUUAUCGGUGAAGGUAAGCAUCCAGGUAAUACCAUACGCAAAAAAAAUGUACAAACGCAACUGGAUAUGAUCUUUUAAAAACUUCUUGGGUAACUGUUUUAGACGACAAUACUAAUACCAUUGCUAGUGAAUAACUGAUAAGUAAGCUUCCAGUUAUACAAUUUGUUACUUAAAUGGAUUUUCUGAUUAAAUGCUCUGCUUAUGUUAAAAA